Messenger RNA from Aspergillus calidoustus, 1835 nucleotides. NCBI's taxonomy places the organism in Eukaryota, Fungi, Ascomycota, Eurotiomycetes, Eurotiales, Aspergillaceae. The record is from the annotation of a GenBank genome assembly.
AUGAUAACGGUGAACGGCACACUUGGGAUCGGUCUGUACUGGCGUGGUGGGCAGAUUCUCGAACUUGCGGGCCCUCUGGCAGCGGUUCUCGCCUUCUCGCUGGUUGGGCUACUGUGUUGGGCUGUUAUGCAAUGCAUCACUGAAAUGCUAUGCAUAUGGCCAAUCCCCGGCGCAAUGUCCGUGUUCGUGAGUGAGUUCGUAGAUGCAGAGCUUGGUAUCGCCGUUGGUAUCGCUUAUUGGUUUUCAUAUGCUGUCGCUUUUGGCGCCCUGAUAGCCACGCUCGCCGCAGAGUUUGAUUUCUGGACAGGCACAGGCGGGAAUAAGGUACUUGAUGGUAGCGUCAUUUAUCUCGCGAUCCCACUUCUAUUGGUCGCAACCAAUGCCCUUGGCGUUAAGGCUUACGGUUGGAUCGAGGUGGUUGCUGGAACUAUCAAGAUCAUGUUUCUUGUGGCGAUCGCCGGCAUUCUCAUUGCGAUCAAUGUCGGAGCAGGGAGACAAGGCUACAUUGGAGCGAAGAAUUGGUCCUCUGCAAAGGUCUUCGAUUCGGAUGCCGCUGAUAAGUGGUGUAUUGCGUUUCUAAUGUGCCUUUCCCUAGCCACAUUUGCCUACAUUGGCAUCGAGAUCGUGGCAGCAUCGGCUCUUGAGUCUGCGCCUGACCCGAAACAAGGUGCUGGAGGGACACAGGCUACCGAAUCACAAGUUUCGCCAGGACCAAAUGUCUGGCUAGUUGCGAACACGAUAAUGUUUUCCACCAAGUACAUCUGUGUUCUGGCGACUGUUGCGUAUUCACUCAGUGGCCUGCUUGUCUCGUUUGACAUACCUUGGAAUCAUUGCCACCUUCCUCGACUCAGCUGGAUCAAUAGAACGACCCAUCCAGACUGUGAUGCAUCCACGGUCAUCCCAGCAAAUACCACCUCAGCGAUUGUCGCAAUAGCCGUCGAUUCCGGUCUUCCACACCUCGCCGAUAUUACGAAUGUUUUUCUCGUCUUUACCUGUAUAUCCUGCGCCGGGACCAUGCUCUACGUUGCAUCAAGAGUCCUCUUCGGCCUAACGAGUCGUCUAGACGGAGGCGCGAGCCAGCCGUGGCACCUUCGGCUUCUCGCUUGGCUUGGAAGGACCAGUCGACAUGGGGUACCCGUGCGUGCUAUGAUCUUCUCUGCGGUCGCCUUCAUCUGGGUCCCUUUCCUCCAACUCCGCGGGGGCACAGACACCACAAGACCGACCGGACUGUUUAUAGAGACCAUGGCCCAGAUGUCAAGCGUGGCCGUCGUGAUUGUGUGGGCGAGCCAAGUGCUAGCGUUUAUUCGUUACUACCGCUGCAUAAAACGACACAAAGAAGUCCUACAGAAGCAGGAGACUCCACGUCUAUCUCGCUUCAACCGAGAAGAUCCUACCGAUUAUCCCUACCGUAGCCAUGCGCAGCCUGUGCUCGCGUAUAUGGCUCUCGUCGGCUGUCUGUUUAUUUUACUCGUUGCAAACGGGGCGUUUCUCUGGAAGGGCUUCCACAAAUUCCCGUUUCUCUCGGGGUAUCUCUUUCUCAUCGCAUUUGUGGUAUUGUGGAUAUUCCUGAAGGUCGUCAGAGGCGCGAAAUGGCGCUUCGUCGAUCUGUCGAAUCCUACCAAGGUCGUCAGGAAGCUGAGGAAAUUACACGACAUUCGCCUGGCGGCGGCAUGAGACGAUAUAAUGAACAUCAGGCCAGUUCCUGGAAAGGCUUUUUACGACAGUGGACGCGACUCCGGCUCUCUUUUCUUUUUCUUUUUCUUCCUCUCUCAAGUCAGCUGCCAUAGAUGAAAUCUAAUAUUCCGCGAUGCUAGCCGCCACGGCUGCCAUGAUGG